Messenger RNA from Macrobrachium nipponense, 2280 nucleotides. RefSeq lists its product as uncharacterized. The transcript has a single exon. Gene Ontology annotation, molecular function: RNA binding. The record is from RefSeq and is a predicted model, not a curated record. The coding region runs from base 1 to 2280 and encodes 759 amino acids. Lineage: Eukaryota; Metazoa; Arthropoda; Malacostraca; Decapoda; Palaemonidae.
AUGGCCUUCCAGCACAUCCAGGAAAUCCUGGAUGAGCAAGAGCGGGAAGGCCACUCCUUCAACGAAACAGAAGAACUAACCCCUCCACAGGAAAUAAUAAAAAAUGAGAGACAUUUUGAGCAGCCAGAAAACAAUAUGAGUUUUGCUGCAAUUCUGAAAAGGAAUAAGCGAAAGGAGAGCGAGAACAAACCUAAGGUCCUCAAGUUUGUUAUUGUGGAUCGUCAAGCUUUCCGUUUUGAAGAAGAAGAUUUAGAAGAAUCAGAAGAUGAAUUAGAAUACGAAAUGGACAGUCUGGAGUUUGACAGCCAGGAAGAUGAAGAUGAUUGCGACUUUGAAGGAAGAAGAGGAAAGUUAAUAGUAGGAGUAAGGAUUUUGCAGGUUCCAGAAGAGGAGGGCAAAGGAGGUAUGAGAACACUUGUGCCCAAAACUUUGCCCCUUGAAGAAAAUGAGGAAGGAAAUGAAGUCUGGCCCACAGAAUUGGAAGAGGAAGAUGCCCUCCCACCCAAGGAAGUGGAAGAGGAAAGGAUUCCUCUUGAGACCGAAGAAGAGGACGAUCAGACUCUGAAAGCAGAGGAAGAGGCAAAGGUUUCUCUGAAGGAAGAGGCAAACGUUUCUCUUAAGGAAGAGGAGAAGGAGGAUACAGAUUUGACUCUGGAAAUGGCGGAGGAACAUGUUCUCCCUCCUCUUGUUGAAAAAGAGGAAGGUCCUCUUCCUCUCGCAGAAGAAGAGGAAAAUGAUCGUACUCUGGAAGGAAUCAAAGAGGAAGCUACUGUUCCACUCGAGGAAAAGGAGGAAAUCAAAGAAAAUGUUCUUCCACAGGAAGGAGAGGUGAAGGCUGGACACCAUAAAGAAUACGAAGAUAAGGAACCACAGAAGGCAGGUAACAAGAAGGACAUUCCUCGGAGACAGAUAAUCACUGCACCCGUCGACACGCCGAGGAUGAGACAACCUGAAAGAUGCGGACCUCUCAAACAUGCUGGAGGUCAAACCUUCACAUUCAUCUGCGGAGACAACGUGGAAAUGGCAGAGGUCAUCGGGAAAGGAGGAAAAUACACCCGAAUGGCCAGGGACGUCCACGGGGUCACUAUGAACGUCAGCAACGACAGUUUGAGAAUGGUGACUCUGACAGGACUGAAAAGGAAUGUCGAGGCCGUCUACAAACAAGUCAGGUUUCGAGUCGACAGGAUUUUUGACAUCCAGGAACUGACUAAGAUAUCGAAGGCGCUCUUUGCAGUCGGGAAAGAAGACUUUGUGAUGACUGUCCCAAAGGAGUUCAGGAAGGCCAUAGUGGGACCGCAGGAGACAACCCUCCGUAGAUUGGUCAAGGAGCUGGAUGUGGCCCUAAACCUUCCUAUUGAAGAGGAUCAACGGGAUUACAUCACCAUUUGUGGUCCACUGAAGAAGGCCCUGAAGGCUGAACGAGUUAUAACGGCCAUGCUCAAUGAUAUCAAGAACUGGCCGAAGGAAAAGGACCUUCAGCUCGUCAGCCUAGACUUUUAUGAAUUUGCUUUACCAUUCGAAGGACGACAUCUUCUCCUCGGCCCCAAGGGACAAGCAGUUGAGGAAAUAAGGCGCCUCUAUGACGUGCAGCUGAUUCUCCCCAAGGAAAAUGACAAUAGGGAAGUCUGCCAUUUAGGGGGAGACCUGAACAACGUCUUCAAAGCCUACCAGCACAUCCAGGGAGUCCUUCAAGAGGUUAGUGUGAGGCACUGUGACAUCAUGACCGAAGGACUGACCCGAACUGGUGCAGGCAAAUAUCGCCUGGAAAUCGACGCCCAACACAAGGGGCUUGUGGUAGGACCCAAUGGAGCCAAUGUCAGGAGGAUCGAAAAGACGCACAACGUGAAGAUCAUCAUGCGUAAGAAGACGGAGGCCUUUGUCAUCAUACAAGGCCAACUGGACGACGUCGAGGAGGCUUGUCGAGACAUUAAGGAGAUCUUGAGGCCGACUCUCGACAGAAGACAUAGCAGAAAUCUCCAGCCGAGAGGAACUGACGUCACAGAGGAGCAAAUCGCCCAAAAACUGACAAAGAUUGGAAACUGUUUCUACAAGACAGUCCUCGACUGGGAAGAACGAGCUAUGGUCAUCGGCAAAGGAGGCCAAAACAUCAAGAGGCUGACCAGCACACACAAUGUCACUUUCCAAGGGCCCAAAAUGGACAAUUCGGACGUCUGCACGAUUCGGGGACAGGAAGAGGACGUUCUAGCCUUCUUCGAUGAGGUCCUCGAAAUCAUCCAGAAUAAAGGGCAUCAGAAGAAGCGAUACUUCGGGGGACAAUAA